Nyctereutes procyonoides (raccoon dog) is the source of this 8829-nucleotide messenger RNA. It is a transcript of the gene PDE10A, whose product is annotated as phosphodiesterase 10A. Gene Ontology annotation, biological process: negative regulation of receptor guanylyl cyclase signaling pathway; signal transduction. NCBI's taxonomy places the organism in Eukaryota, Metazoa, Chordata, Mammalia, Carnivora, Canidae. The record is from RefSeq and is a predicted model, not a curated record. Bases 1 to 3228 code for a protein of 1075 amino acids. Gene Ontology annotation, molecular function: 3',5'-cGMP-stimulated cyclic-nucleotide phosphodiesterase activity; protein binding. The transcript has 22 exons.
AUGGCCAGCCCCGCAGAGCCGCGCGCUCCCCGCCCCCAGGCCCCCCUGCCAGCGGCCGGGGACGAGCCCGGCUCCGGCCCCGGCAAACUCCGCCCGGAGCCCUGGCGCGGCGCUGCCGGCGGGGGGAGCGCGGUGGGCCCGGGGCCGGCCCCCGAGCGGCCUGGCGGCGGCCGGGCCGAGCGCGCCGCGCCCCCGCCCCCGCGCCCGCCCCCCUCGUCCGCAGGCCGCGCCAGCCCCGCGGGGGGCCCGGGCGCCCCGAGUGCGCGCGGCGGCGGCGGCGGCGGCGGCGGCUGGGGCCCGGCCCGCGCUCCCUUCGCGCUCGCCCUCUCCUCCCCUGUCCCCUCCUCCUCUCCAUCUUCCUUUUACUUCUGGCCGCCGCCCCCUCCGCCCCCUCCCUCUCUUCUCCCCUCCUCAUCUGCCUUUCACCUCCCCGUGCGUCUCCCAGGAAGGGAGGGCGCAGCGGCGGCGGCGGCGGCGGCGGCGGCGGCUGGAGGAGGCGGCGGCGAUGCUGGCGGCGGCGGCGGCGGAGGACAAGAGGCAGCUCCCCUGAGCGUCCCUCCCGGCAGUAGUCCCCGCGGCGGCGGCGGCGGCGGCGGCGGCGGCGGCGGCGGGCGGCGGCGGCUCUUCCUCUGCUCCGCGCUCCAGAGCCUGCUGCUCCCGGCCCGCGCCGGGCUCCGGCUCCCGCUCGGCCCGGCCGCCCGCCGCGCGGGCUCCCCCGGCUUCCCGGGCGCGGGCGGGGGCUGCCCCGGCCCCAGCCCAGGCGGCGGCGGCCGAACUCCGCGGCGGCCCCGGGGCGCCGGCUUCGCCCUCGCCGCCGCGUCCCCCCUGCUCUUCGGCUCCGACAUGGAAGAUGGACCUUCCAAUAACGCGAGCUGCUUCCGAAGGCUGACGGAGUGUUUCCUGAGCCCCAGUUUGACAGAUGAAAAAGUGAAGGCAUAUCUUUCUCUUCAUCCCCAGGUGUUAGACGAGUUUGUAUCUGAAAGUGUUAGUACAGAGACAGUAGAAAAAUGGCUGAAGAGGAAAAACAACAAACCAGAAGAUGAAUCGGCUCCUAAGGAAGUCAGCCGGUACCAAGAUACGAAUAUGCAGGGAGUUGUGUAUGAACUAAACAGCUAUAUAGAACAACGGUUGGAUACAGGAGGAGACAACCAGCUACUCCUCUAUGAAUUGAGUAGCAUCAUUAAAAUAGCCACAAAAGCUGAUGGAUUUGCACUGUAUUUCCUUGGAGAGUGCAAUAAUAGUCUGUGCGUGUUCACUCCACCUGGAAUCAAAGAAGGAAAGCCCCGGCUCAUUCCUGCUGGGCCUAUUGCCCAGGGCACCACCAUCUCUGCCUAUGUGGCCAAGUCCAGAAAAACAUUGCUAGUGGAAGACAUCCUUGGGGAUGAACGGUUUCCAAGGGGUACUGGUCUGGAGUCCGGGACUCGCAUCCAGUCUGUUCUUUGUUUACCAAUUGUCACUGCAAUUGGUGAUUUGAUUGGUAUCUUGGAGCUCUAUCGGCACUGGGGCAAAGAAGCCUUCUGUAUGAGUCACCAGGAGGUUGCAACAGCAAAUCUUGCCUGGGCUUCAGUAGCAAUACAUCAGGUGCAGGUGUGCAGAGGCCUUGCGAAACAAACUGAGCUGAAUGACUUCCUACUGGAUGUGUCCAAGACGUAUUUUGAUAACAUAGUUGCAAUAGACUCUCUACUUGAACACAUAAUGAUAUAUGCAAAAAAUCUGGUGAAUGCCGAUCGUUGUGCACUUUUCCAGGUGGACCAUAAGAACAAGGAGUUAUAUUCAGACCUUUUUGAUAUUGGAGAGGAAAAGGAAGGCAAACCUAUCUUCAAGAAGACCAAAGAAAUAAGAUUUUCAAUUGAGAAAGGAAUUGCUGGUCAGGUAGCAAGAACAGGGGAAGUCCUGAACAUUCCAGAUGCCUAUGCAGACCCACGCUUUAACAGAGAAGUAGACUUGUAUACAGGGUACACCACACGGAAUAUUCUGUGCAUGCCCAUCGUGAGUCGAGGAAGUGUGAUCGGCGUGGUACAGAUGGUGAACAAAAUAAGCGGCAGUGCCUUCUCUAAAACGGAUGAAAACAACUUCAAGAUGUUUGCCGUCUUUUGUGCGUUAGCCUUACACUGUGCCAAUAUGUACCACAGAAUCCGUCACUCCGAGUGCAUUUACCGGGUGACCAUGGAGAAGCUGUCCUACCAUAGCAUUUGUACUGCGGAGGAGUGGCAGGGCCUCAUGAGCUUCAACCUCCCUGUGCGCCUCUGCAAAGAAAUUGAAUUAUUCCACUUUGAUAUUGGUCCUUUCGAAAACAUGUGGCCUGGAAUUUUUGUCUACAUGGUCCAUCGUUCCUGUGGGACGUCUUGCUUUGAGCUUGAAAAGUUGUGUCGUUUUAUUAUGUCUGUGAAGAAAAACUAUCGGCGGGUUCCUUAUCACAACUGGAAGCACGCAGUCACCGUAGCGCACUGCAUGUAUGCCAUCCUCCAGAACAACCACGGGCUCUUCACUGACUUGGAGCGCAAAGGACUGCUAAUCGCGUGUCUGUGUCAUGACCUGGACCACAGGGGCUUCAGUAACAGCUACCUGCAGAAAUUCGAUCACCCUCUGGCAGCUCUCUAUUCCACCUCUACCAUGGAGCAGCACCACUUCUCCCAGACAGUGUCCAUCCUCCAGUUGGAAGGGCACAAUAUCUUCUCCACCCUGAGCUCCAGUGAAUAUGAACAGGUGCUUGAGAUCAUCCGCAAAGCCAUCAUUGCCACAGACCUUGCUUUAUACUUUGGAAACAGGAAACAGUUGGAAGAGAUGUACCAGACCGGAUCGCUAAACCUUAAUAAUCAAUCACAUAGAGAUCGUGUCAUUGGUUUGAUGAUGACUGCCUGUGAUCUUUGUUCUGUAACAAAACUAUGGCCGGUGACACAAUUGACGGCAAAUGACAUAUAUGCAGAAUUCUGGGCUGAGGGUGAUGAAAUGAAGAAGUUGGGAAUUCAGCCUAUCCCCAUGAUGGACAGAGACAAGAAGGACGAAGUCCCACAAGGCCAGCUGGGCUUCUACAACGCUGUGGCCAUCCCCUGCUACACCACCCUCACCCAGAUCUUCCCGCCCACAGAGCCUCUCCUCAAAGCAUGCAGGAAUAACCUCAGCCAGUGGGAGAAGGUGAUCCGAGGGGAGGAGAGCGCAGUGUGGAUCUCAUCGCCGCCAGGGGCCCAUGGGCCCUCGGAGAAGCUGCCUGUGAAGAUCGAUGACUGAUUGCCACCCGAUGAGCUGUCCCACCUGCAGAUGCUCGUCCUGCUUCUUUGACUUUUCUUCCUUUUAUUUUUGUGGGGGGAACCUACACCUGGUAAUGAGGAUGUAAGCCUCUAGAAGAAGGUGACACCCAGGAAACGUGUAAGCAGAUGACUCCCCACCAGUCUCAUCUGUCACGCGUCAGAGACAGUGAUCAACCAGGACUACCCCGUGACCACAAGUCAGCUGUCCAGGGGACUCCAUGUGACUCGAGGACUGGCCUUUUCUCACAUUGCUGGGCCUUACUGGGAAUGGACAGGAAUGAUUCAGAAGGGGGUCCUUUCCCGUUGUAGCUUUCCAGUGAGGGGUUGAAAUGGUACUAUUAUGAUGUUGUACUCUGGCUUUAACACCAAUGUUGCUUUGAUGUUGUUGGUUAUAAAUAGGAAUUUUUACACGUUACUAUUGUGAAUGUUCGUGUGUGACCUACUCGUAAUUAGCGUGAAUUGUAGCUGACAGCCUCAGGACAGGUGUCACUGAGGGGACAGAGUAAGAAGUGUCUUUCUGCAAUCAGUGAUGGAAAAUAGAUUCUUGUUUCAGAGCCUCAUGAAUUAAAAGUUAGGUGGAUGACAAGUGUAUUCUUUAAGUUUAUACUAAAGGGCUUGGAUUAAUAGAUUUAACACUAAGUGAGGUAAGACUUUCUAUCCUCUUGAGAGGAGAUUCAGAUAAACAUAAAAAAUCUCAGAACUCAAUUCAAAAAAUGUCGAAGAAUAUUUUUUAUUUUUUUCUUCAUUGUAGGCAAAUUUUCUAAACCCUUUGCCUAGAGAACAAAACAAAAGCAAGGCAUAUGAAUUUUUCUUAACAGAUAGGUCUUACGGGAUGUCAAAUGUGAAUGUCAAUAAUGAUUUCUUUAUAUUUUCACUUGGUGUCAUUGCAAGAAUUUAGACUCACAUUCAAAAUGAGAGGUUUAUUCUAUGAAUUAUUUAAUUAAAAUACCAUACAUUUCUCUCAAAGUCAAAUUAAACCAUAAAAUUUAAGUUUUGUGUAAUUUUUACUUUGAUCUGCUGCGCCCAACCCCGGUUCAUUCCCUGCUGUGUGCUCAGUGGUCACAUUUCAAGAGCUCUCCGUCCACAAUGGGGGAGUAGAGGAGCCCCGUACAGGCACAUCGGGGCACAUUUCUUGCUCCCUUCUCUGCUCAAGUAUCCAGUAUCUACAUGCAAACCUGUAGUGUGUAGAGUCUUCUGUAUAAUUUUUGGUGGACUAAAAUUACUCAACAAUGUCAGUGUGUUUUGAAAAAAAAUACACCAAAGUAGUAGUCCAGACCCCCUCCUACAAGGAUUACAAGCCAGUCACUUCGGGUUCAUAUUACAGCUGUCAAGAUUUUUAGCAUAAAGGCAGGGUCACCCCCAGAGCUGUGGUUAGUCCUGACCUGAAGGAAUUAGAGAAUCAGAGGCUCAAGGAGUGGUAGGCAGAUCCAUAACAAACCGCUUAUCUACCUACUAUUCACGUGGCAGGAAACUGGAAUAGUACUUUUGAUAAAAUGAAUUUUUAAAAUAAUUCUUUUACAUAUUCAAUACUGUACACAUUGUUAUUCAUAUGGUUUUUGCAAAAAGAAAUCAGAUGUUCCUACAACAUGAUUUAAGUUGUAGCAGAGUUAGCUAUAUAUAAACAUUGUUCUUAUUUUAAAAUUAACACUAUGUGUUCAAUUUCCCUAUGGGCUUCUGGAAGUUGCCAUCUUCCCUACAUGGCCCUCCAUUUGCUAUUGUAAUUAUACAAUAGGAAGUAAAAUGAAGUAUCUAAAGAGAGAAAUACCAUGGUGGCUAGACACACACAUACACACACACACACACACACAAAUACGAAAGUAUAUACAUGUAAGGGAUAGAGAUGCAAACACAUCUAUAAAAAGUAAAAACUGGCCCCAUUCUUCAAAACCUGAUUUUUUUUGUGUGUUGGAAAAUGUAUAUUAUUUGAUGAAGAGCUGGGUAGAAAAUGCCCUUUUCCAUGUUAGUGCAUUUAUUGAAUUAAACUCUAAAAUGUUGCAUGUUUUUCUGCACUCAGAUUUAUGAAACUGGACCUACCAAAGUUAGUGUAGUCAUGUAAUGGGACUCAACUAAAUUGCAAGGCAGUGGGCAGGAAAUACCAUCAAAGAUCGUUUAAUUAAAAGGAUCUUAAUGCAUGGAUUUUGCUUGUUGAUAAGGAAAACAGUCACAUGGGGAGGAAAUCUUACGGCUAUUUUUGCUUUUUAAUAUUGCUUUUCUAAAGUUAUUACAGAAAAUUGUCUUAUUUUUAUUAGACCAAGUGUAUUGUAUUACAUUUUCUUUGAACAGUUUUCCAAAGAAAUGUACAUGGAUUGACUGGUUGGUUGAUUUCUCUUGAAAUAUUGUCAGAAUCAAAGCAAAGUUUGAACAAAGGAAGGACUGUAUUCUAAUGUAAACUGUUAGUAUUCUUAAGAUCUACUUAGGAAUCAUGCAUUUACCUAAAAUGGGUCCGAGAUGCAGUGACAUUUAGUCGAUAAUCUGCUUUUGGAAAAAAUGCAGUUAGGAGCACUUUUAUAUUGGGGCAGAUGUAGUUAGCAGACAAACUUUUUGAGUUCUGUGCUCAUCUUUUUCCCAGAUCUUUUCUUGAAAGGGCAGAUGGCUUUUAUUACCCAAAGUUUUGACUAGUUUCUCAUUAAGAGUGGUUUUUACAUUGGAUCGAAAUUUCCCUGUUCAGAAUAAAUUUGGUAGCCAGCCGUGAGUAUAUGGAGAAUGUUCCAUUCGUGGAAGUUUUAAUUGGUUGUGCCAAUUUACAAUGGACAGUUUUAUUGUCAGGUGCAAUUACUCCAUCAUGAAAUGUCAAACUUAGGCAACGGAACAAAAUUCUAAAAGUUUCAGACAUCUUAUUAAUUAAUAGUUGACUGUGGUUUAAUUAAUUAGAAAAAAUAAAACAGAUAUGGAAAGUAAUUCUCAAAAACGGCAGUAAUUCUCUUCCUGGGGCAGGAUUGAGAUCCACUUCCCAGCCUCCGUUAUCUCUCCAGGGCUCGUCAGAAAGCGGUGCUGAAAGUGAGACCAUGCUGAAUUAGUUAGCAUUCCUGUCCUCAUUCUGGACUCUUCCCUCAUAGGGAAAACAUCUGUGCAGAUGCUACAGUACUGCGUAAGAUGACUUGUUCUCACAGCAUCAGAAACAGGACUACUUUGAAACUGGAUUUGUUCAGUGUAGGUUUCCUCUUCUUAGCAUGCUUUCUAGAUAGCUUUAGAUUUUUUUUUUUUUGUACAGUCUCACUGACUUUUUCUUUACUGGUAUGUUUAGGCACACUAGAUACAUUUGUAUGUGAUACAUGUAGAUAAAUCCUCAGCUACCUGGAUUUUUUAGUAGAUUUAGUUUGAAUGUUAUGUUUCUGGUCUUUUAACUCAAGGUUUGAGCUUUAAUAGGACUAAAUUACUCACCAUGCCUUGCUCUGUGCCUUUAUUUUAAAUACUGCAAUUUUACUUCUUCAUUUGCAUAUUUAUUAUUUUGCCUUUCUUGCUUAACUGUAAUUAAAAACAAAGGGGAUAUAUUCAUGAUUAAUUGGAUCAAACUGAAUGGAUAGGACCAUUCUCUCCUGAUCAGACGUCUAUCCUUUAUUUGAUGUCAUUCACACACACCCUGAUGACUAACUAUAACCAAUGAACGGUUCAGAGGCGGUCUUUUUUUGCCAAAAUUUCCAAGAACUGUGACACAGUUAUGGUGUGAUUUUAUUGGGUUUCAGGUACAUAUGCAUGAUUUAGAUUUUGAAAAUCACUUCUAACCUUUAUUUCAGACAUGUGUUUGCUUUUGCUGAUUUUAUUUAGGGUUUAAUUCUUUAAAGACUUAUUCAUUUAGUCACAUUAAUAUAUUCCCUUUUAUUGCCUGACUUUAAAAUCUCUGUAAAAUGUAAAUGAGCUGUCAGGUCUUGCCCCCCUCACCCUGUCCCCCACUUGUCAGCAGCGCAUGGCCCUUCUGUUUUACCUUUGCAUAAGUAUCUACCUUGAUACACAUUCCUGCCCAUUUCUUUAAACUCCUAAUCUUAAGUUUAAAUUAGUGAUUCCCAAUGCAAUACUUUACACUCUUUGGUUUUCAUCCUUUUUUGUACUGGAUAUUUUGGUUGUCUGAAGCAUUAGAUGGAUUUCUGGGAUGGUAAAAAUAGCAAAAAAAGAAAAAUUUCAGUGGUGUUCUGGUUCUAAAUUAAAAGGGUGGGAUAAAGAGAAAGACAUUAAUGUUUCCCAAGAAACAGUAUUUCAAAUUCAAAGAAGCAUUACUGUCUUCACUCAACUGCUAAGUUUCUGGCCUCUGGACCCACAGUGGACAGCAGUGCUAUUUGCCUCAUGCAUGGUUGGACCUCACUCUACAGGGCGUGUGAGGAUUUGGUAACUGAACGAGCAGACCCGAGUGUGCCCCUGCUGGGGUGUGGGUUCAUGUAGCCCAAAGACCCAGCCCGGGGUUAAGAGCUGAGUCCAAUGUGUCACAUAGAGAAGUGAGUUUACACGUGUCAGGUGUCAGCUGAUAGUUUGAGGUACUUUGUAUUUGCAGAAGUGUAAAUGGCAAGUCUUUAUUCCUGCUGCAAGUUGAGGUUGCGAGGUGUAUCAUCUGGUCCCAGCUCACUGGAAACAUCAUCAGACCAUGGGUGUUGCAGCUUUGGUUUUCCUUCACCCACUUGGAUAAUACCCAGUCCUAUGCCCUAUCUCCACCAGCCUAUGUAGAUGCCAUACAGGAAUAUUAUUUCCCAUAUAAUCUGUUGGAUGGCGUGUGUCCUACGUACGGAUUUGAUGCACACGUUGAAAGUACAAUAGAUUUAUCUGUGGAAGGUGCCCCUCAUUCACCAGACCCAACGAAGUGACCCAUGUGAAAUCAUGUGCUUGCCCAAAACACUGUGAAAGUUACCAAAAUUUAUAGACACGCAGCAUCUUGAAUCUUUCUGAAAAAAAAAAAGGUGGCUUUCUUUUCAAGUCCGUAUGAGCAAAAGAGAUCCUACAUCCCCACGUAGGUCAGGUCCCACGCUUUUGCCAGCAGUGAUCUCGCUGACCCCAACUGCUAAGGUGUAAGAUGGGUUACAAGCUGUCCAAAAUACAAUGCGCUGCACAGACAAAUCUGUAGAGUUGAUGGAUUUGUAUCCAAAGUUUUAGUGGGCUCUCUUUUAGGAGAAAGAAUUCCAAGUGAACAGUAUCCGACUUCAUUAUAGUUGAUGAGUUAGCAAACUUAAAACAAUUAUUUUAUAUGUAUGACAUAUAAAGAUCUUUGUAAAAUGCACAAGUGCAAUAAUUUAAAGAGGUCUUAACUUUGCAUUUAUAAAUUAUAAAUAUUGUACAUGUGUGUAAUUUUUCAUGUAUUCAUUUGCAGUCUUUGUAUUUAAAAGAAACCUUUACCGUUAUGUUUGUAUAAUAGAACAGUAAUCAUUUAUUAUAACCGAGGCAAGUUGUAAAUAAAUUCAUAAUUCAAACCGCCAGUAUAUAUGCAUAUAUGGGUGUUAAACUGCAAAAUCUAGCUUUGUUUUACUUACAUGCUUAGAGCAGCAAGAAAUCUUUUGUCGAUAUGUAACUAUACACACAAAGUAUAUAUAUAUGUAUGAUACAUGAAAUAUAUGUAGAGAUGUUCAUAAUUUUAAUGGAUAUCCUUUGGUGUGAAUAAUUG